This is a messenger RNA of Zingiber officinale, 930 nucleotides long. RefSeq names its product glutathione S-transferase T3-like. Bases 1 to 930 code for a protein of 309 amino acids. NCBI's taxonomy places the organism in Eukaryota, Viridiplantae, Streptophyta, Magnoliopsida, Zingiberales, Zingiberaceae. The transcript has a single exon. The record is from RefSeq and is a predicted model, not a curated record.
AUGGUCUUGGAUGAAUCAAGAAGAGCGAGUAUAGGUGCAUCCGGAGUCGAGAAAGAACUCGCAACACCACCUUCUCCCCUUGAGUCUCAGUUUCCACCACAUUCGAAACAAGUAGAGGUGGAAAAAAUUGAUUUUAAUGUUGAUGUAGAGAUGGACAGCAAACGAACAUUUUGGACAGUAGAAGAAGAGCAACAUCUUACAAAAUCAUAUAUCAAUAUUAGCACUGACUCGGCAAUCGGGAAUUCUCAAAAGGAUAAAGCUUUUUGGAAGUGUAUCGGAGAUUACUACAACGAGACUCGGCCAUAUGGAACUAAGAAGAGGGAUUUCAUGGCGCUAAAGUCACAUUUCUAUGGGUAUUAUUCGUUGGCAAAUGAAUUUGGUUCAAUGCACAAUAAUUUUUGGGAGAAUCGUCAAAGCGGUGAGAGUGACGAGGAUAUACUUGUAAAAACACAUAUGAAGUGGAAGGACAUGCAUAAGAACAAACCUUUUAAAUAUGAACAUGUGUGGAGAAUUUUGAAAGAGCAAGUGAAAUGGGCUCCACAAUCAGAGGGUCAUCGUGUUGGAAAAAAAGCAAGGACAUCUGAAUUAGGGACACACACAUCCUCGUCCAACCCAAAUGCUAGUGCUGAUGUGGACGACUAUGAAGCGCGCAAGCGUCCAAUUGGGAAAAAGAUGACAAAGAAGAAGGGUAAAAUUAAUCAUGUAGUGGUAGAAACAAUGGAACAAAGCAUUGGCAACAUGAGCAACAUGUGGAAGGAAUUCAAAGGUAUUCAACAAGACAAAGUUAGGAAGAUAGAUGAAUUCCAUAACAAUGAGAAAGUUGUAGAAUUUGAAGCAUUUCGACGUGAUUAUGAAAUCCUGAUGAGGGAUACUUCAAGAAUGACAAAGCAACAAGAGGAUAUAUAUAAAAAGGCAUGUGAAAUAUGUUAG